AUGAACAACGACGGCGAAACAAGGCAGCAAGUGCAAAGCGUACAAAAUGGGGGUCAGCGCGGAAGCGUCCCUGAAUCUGAUUCGGGAACUGGCUGGAUUCAUGAACUGUUUAAGCAGCAGCACGCGAUGAUGCAAGAACAGCAGCAAGCAUUCAUGAAACAGCAGGAGAAACUGAUCGCAGAAAUCUGGCAGACGGCACGACUUCGAGAACCCGUGAAUGUGGAACAAAUAGGAGAUGUGCUUGGUGGUCAGAUAAAAGAUUUUAAGUUCAACCCGGAUGAACGCGUGACUUACGAAGGUUGGUUUUCGCGGUACGAAGAUCUAUUCGAGAAAGAUGCGAAGAAGUUAGAUGACGACGCUAAAGUUCGCUUACUGCUACGGAAGCUGGGAUUGGCCGAGCAUGAACGGUACGUAAGCCAUGUAUUGCCCAGCAAGCCGAAAGAUUUCAACUUUGCGGAAACAGUGGAAAAGCUGAAAGCGCUUUUUGGAUCACGAGAGUCCGAAGUAAGCAAACGAUACAAAUGUUUGCAAUUGCGCAAGGAGAAAACAGAGGACUACGUAGUGUUUUCCUGCCGUGUUAAUAAGAGCGUAGUAGAAGCUAAACUGGCGGGUCUUUCGGAAGAGCAACUGAAAUGCCUUAUAUACGUUUGCGGACUGCAAGACGACAGCGAUAGUGAAAUACGGUUAAGACUACUUAGCCGUAUUGAGGAUAGGCGAAUUUCUACGUUAGAUCAGCUGGUUGAAGAAUGUCAGAGGCUAGUGAGUUUAAAAAAGGACACAGCCAUGUUCGAAAAAGUGCCUCACCAAGUGAACGUCGUGAACGACGGAAAGAUAGAGCGAUUUGCCCCAAAGAGAAGGAGUUUUGUAAAAUCUACAGCCGCGACUACAAAAGGGAAACUGAAGUGUUGGCUUUGCGGAGAAGAACACUAUGCGCGGAAGUGCAAAUACGGUGGAUACCGUUGCAAUAAAUGCCAUCGUUAUGGUCACAAGGAAGGGUUCUGUGAUUCGGCGGCACGUUAUGCGAGUCAAACGAAGAAUGCGCGAAUCAAGACUGUGAUAGUGAAUACCCUCGGUGACAGACAGAAAAGACACGUGAAUGUUGUCGUGAACGAUGUGCCAAUGGAAUUUAUGAUAGAUACCGGAGCAGACAUUACCAUUAUUUCCAUGAAAGAAUGGCAGCGCAUAGGUAGUCCUGGGCUGAUUCCUGCAUCUAUAAAGGCAAAAACGGCGUCCGGGGAGCAGUUAAAGAUCGUGGGCGAGUUCCUAGCUGAAAUGAAGCUACAACAGCAGUGUAAGCAGUGUAUAGUGCGAGUCACUAACGAAAAGUUGAUGCUACUGGGGCAGGAUGCAAUGGACGUGUUUGGAUUAUGGAAUAUCCCUUUAUCGGCUGUUUGCAAUCGAGUAAGCUCGCAAGACCAGUUCGCGGAGUUCAACGAUAUUUUUUCUAAUGAGAUGGGGUGCUGUAAGCGGUCAAAAGUGAAGCUAGUGCUUAAAGAAGGAGCAGUUCCAGUUUUCCGGCCGAAGAGACCUGUGGCGUAUGCGAUGUUGGAAGCUGUGGAUCGCGAGUUGGACCGGUUAGAAAAGGAAGGAAUAAUUUCCCGUGUGGAUUUUUCAGCAUGGGCUGCACCGAUUGUCGUAGUUUGUAAGGCCAAUGGUACGAUCCGAAUAUGCGGCGAUUAUUCUACCGGACUAAACGAUGCACUACAGUCUCAUCACUACCCAAUCCCGCUUCCCGACGAUAUUUUUGCAAGCCUUUCAAAAUCUACAGUCUUUAGCCAAAUAGAUCUUUCAGACGCGUUUCUACAGGUAGAGGUAGAAGACAGCAGUCGUGAGUAUCUCACCGUGAAUACACAUCGAGGGUUGUAUGUAUACAACCGUUUGCCUCCGGGAGUAAAAGCGGCGCCGAGCGCUUUUCAACAGCUUAUGGAGACGAUGUUGACCGGUCUGAAGGAUGUAGCAGCGUAUCUGGACGAUAUUGUGGUUGGUGGAGUGGACGAAGCCACCCAUUUAGAUAAUCUGUACGCAGUGUUCAGAAGACUCCGUGAUUAUGGGUUUAGGAUCCGGCGAGAGAAGUGUAGUUUCCAGCAAAAGCAGAUCAAAUAUUUGGGACACAUAUUAGAUCGAGAUGGGUUGCGACCGGAUCCUGCAAAGAUUGAUGUCAUUGUGAAGAUGCCGCCCCCGAAACAGACAUCUGAAGUGCGGUCAUUUCUAGGUGCUGUUAAUUAUUACGGAAAAUUUGUGCCACAAAUGAGAAACCUGUGUUACCCGUUAGACGAGUUGCUGAAGAAGGAUGGAUCCUGGCAGUGGAACUCGGAAUGUCAAAGGGCUUUUGACAUGUUCAAACAAAUACUGAGGUCGGAUCUGCUAUUAACGCAUUAUGAUCCGACGAAAGAGAUCAUCGUAGCAGCUGAUGCUUCAUCCGUUGGUGUGGGAGCAACAAUUAGCCAUCGGAUGUCCGAUGGAUCGUUGAAAGUUGUGCAGCAUGCGGCGCGAGCGCUGACUAAAGCAGAAGUUAACUACAGCCAACCGGACCGAGAAGGACUAGCUGUUAUAUAUGCAAUCACCAAAUUUCAUCGCAUGAUAUUUGGACGGAAAUUUACUCUUCAUACUGAUCAUGCCCCGUUAAUCCGAAUCUUUGGAUCGCGUACCGGUAUUCCUGUAUAUACAGCAAAUAGGUUACAGCGUUGGGCGUUAACAUUGUUAUUGUACGAUUUUAAAAUCGAGUAUGUACCCACAGACAAGUUCGGGAACGCCGACAUCUUAUCGCGCCUGAUUGCAAAACACGAGCGACCAGAUGAGGAUUACGUGAUAGCAAGCAUCAAGCUAGAAAAGGACAUGAACGCGAUGGUCAUGCAAGUAACGGGUGCAAUACCCUUGAAGUUUGACGAUGUAGUAAAGGCAACCAGAAGCGAUCCUGUUUUAAGCAGAGUAUUCUUUUACAUUCAGGAAGGUUGGCCGCAUGAUAAGCUGAACGAUGCAGAGCUGAGAAAUUUCCAGUCAAGGAGCGAGUCUCUUAGUACGCUCAGAGGAGGUAUCUUCUUUGCAAAUAAGAGCCACUUGGUCGGCUCACCCGGGGGUCUACAGUCGAUGAACAUUGUGCAAUAA
Molecule: messenger RNA, 3105 nt
Organism: Anopheles marshallii
Lineage: Eukaryota; Metazoa; Arthropoda; Insecta; Diptera; Culicidae
Exons: 2
Coding region: 1-3105 (1034 amino acids)
Biological process (GO): proteolysis
Molecular function (GO): aspartic-type endopeptidase activity
Source: RefSeq, a predicted model, not a curated record